AUGACUCGGACGGGCGAAAACCACGCGUGCCAUCUUGGCCUGUACCGUUUUGGUUUUUGCGUGCAGCUGCGUUUGGGGGGUAUAGCGGCAGCAUCGCCCGCAACGUUCCCCAAUCCCGAACCAAGCCCCCCUCCCAGGCCCCGAGCCCCUUCAAGCCCCACCCCGACCCCCAAUACGCAACUCCCACCCCCAACUCCCCCCAAGCAACCCCCAAGCCGAAGAAACGCUAAGGUGAGCAUUUGCUUCUCCAAGGGCCUUGGUGCGCCGGUGGGCUCGGUGCUUUGCGGCCCAACAGACUUCAUCGCGAAAGCCCGGCGCCUGCGCAAGGCCGUGGGCGGAGGCCUCCGGCAGGUGGGCGUGCUAGCAGCAGCCCAGCUGUAUGCUUUGGACCACAACCUGGAGAGACUCCACGAGGACCACGAAAACGCGUCGCGGUUGGCUGCUGGGUUAAAAGCCUUGGGCUUGCACGUGCUUCCAGCUCCCACGAACAUAGUCUUCUUCGACGUGGACGAGGCGCCACAAGUCGUGGCAAGUCUCGGGCAACGGGGCGUGCGGAUUUUGUGCACCGACGGCCGGCGGCGCUGCCGGGCUGUGACUCACCUCCACAUCCGCUCAAAGGACAUCGACUACUUCCUGACUCAGAUCAGCGAGAUCCUCUCGAAGGAGCUGCAAGCCCAGAGCGCUGCGAUCAGCGCUUGGCUGGCGCACGUCGGCAUGGUGCUGGCGGCGCUUCAUCCCGCGCUGGCAGAAGCCGCGGAAGCGGUUUGGCGGGGGGAGGUGCUGCUGGCUGGGCCCAAGGAGGAGAUCGGAGGGGUCAAAGGCGUGGCGGCUGGGGAGACCGGGGAGCCCCAACUCUUGCGGGAGCUGCAGCCCGACAGCUAUGAUUUGGUGCUGGAAGUGCAGUCUGAUGAGGUGCUGGCUGCAGGCUGGGAGGCAUGGUGCAAUCGCUUCUACCCGCUUGGGGGUCACUCGUUCAGCCUGGCAAACAGCUUCAUCAUCAACUUGGCCUCCAUCGCCAAAGUGCUGCGAACUGGGGGUAAGUUCAUCUUCCUCACCACGGCUGAGUCCAAAGACGAGAUUCUGCCAUUCGCAUUUCUUCAGCUGCCUCAUUUGAAGUGGCAGAUCGAGCAGCUCCCGGCACACGCAAGCGGGGUCUCGGCAGUUUGCUGCACCCUGCAGGCAGAUGCCGCCCAAGCUCUGAGAAGCACCCCCCAAGUAGUUGCGGAGCAAUGCACAGCCGAGACGUCCCGAAGAAGAUACUUCGAAGCGUUGAGGCCUUACUUGAAAGGAGAGUCGGCGGCUUUGCGCAUCCUGGACUAUGGAUGUGGCGAUGGCUCGCUGAUGUCUUGGGCGUACGAUGAAGAGAUCCUGGCCGAGGACGGGCCGCCUCCCGCGGUGACGCUGCUGGAGGCCAACCCGGAGCUGGCGGCGAGGGCGAAGGCCAAGCUUCGCCUGGCAGAGGUGAUCCAUCACGAAGGUGAGGACUGGCCCUUCGAGGACGGCGCCUUCGACGUGGCGGUGGUGGCCUUUGUGCUGCACCACGUGCCGUUGGAGGCUCGGAGGUCGCUGCUGCGGGAGGCCCGGCGCGUGGCGCGGAAAGUGCUGGUCUUGGAGGACCUGCCAGGUGCAGAGGCAGCCAGCGCCCGGCUGGCCUGGCAGGUGACCCAAGAGCAUUUCCGGCCGUUCGGCCAGGACCCCGAGGACUUCCUGCCGCACGUCUGGCCUUGGGAUCGGUGGCUGCAGCUCUUCGAUGAGGCGGGCCUGAGCUCUCGAAGCUCGCGGCGCAUUGCCGGCAGCCUGCGGUAUCCGGAAUAA
This is a messenger RNA of Effrenium voratum, 1815 nucleotides long. The record is from the annotation of a GenBank genome assembly. Lineage: Eukaryota; Dinophyceae; Suessiales; Symbiodiniaceae.